AUGAAGAAGAAAAUAAAUAAAAAUGAAAUAAGGGGAAAUGUUAAAUGUCUUAAUACCGAAACAAUACAAGAUAUUCUGAUGAGUACGAGAUGAGAGAAUACAGAAAAUGAAGUAAACUAA
Molecule: messenger RNA, 120 nt
Organism: Nezara viridula (southern green stink bug)
Lineage: Eukaryota; Metazoa; Arthropoda; Insecta; Hemiptera; Pentatomidae
Source: the annotation of a GenBank genome assembly